Molecule: messenger RNA, 3418 nt
Organism: Centrocercus urophasianus (Greater sage-grouse)
Lineage: Eukaryota; Metazoa; Chordata; Aves; Galliformes; Phasianidae
Product: complement component C1q receptor-like
Exons: 1
Coding region: 383-2050 (555 amino acids)
Molecular function (GO): calcium ion binding
Source: RefSeq, a predicted model, not a curated record
CACUUUCAGCCAUACGUGCUCGAAAGCUACAAGGCCCUAUUAGGGAUUCGAAAAGUCAUCUAGCGGGUGAGCGAGCAGAGCUAGCCCUCCGAACCAAAAAAAAGCAGGAUGCAGGCUGCUUUCUCAUCCAGAAAAACAGCGCCGGCCAAAAUAAAGAAAGCACUUCUGCAGCGAAAAGCCUGAAAUGGGAACCAGCCUCGCCUGGGGAGAAGGGAAGAAACAGAGGCAAACAUCCCGCCCGUGACCAACACGCAACCACACUACAGGAAGCAGUAGCCUCCGGUGAUAAAUAGGAGCCCCGGCAGCACAGGAUGCGCGUGGGGUGAGCUCGGCGGGCCGAGGGGAUGUGAGGCAGUGUCCGUCCAUCCGUCCAGCCGGCGGGAUGGCCGCGGCCCUGCUGCUGCCGCUGUGGCUGCUGCUGCUGGUGACGGCGGUGGCACGGGGUGAGGACGCCGAGGUGCUCUGCGCCGACACCGCCUGCUACACGCUGCACCGGGCCGAGCUGGGAUGGAGUGCUGCACAAGAGCGCUGCCAGCACAACGGCGGCAACCUGGCUCCAGCAAGCAGCCGGGCCGAGGCCGAGCGACUUGAGCAGCUGCUGGCAGCCAGCGCGGCCGCCUCGGCGUGGAUCGGGCUGCGGCUGGAGCGCGGCCACUGCGUGCAGUCCCAGGAGCCGCUGAGGGGCUUCGCCUGGGCGGCCGGCGGGGAGCCCGGCAACUACUCAGCCUGGCUGGCCGAGCCCCACGUCACCUGCCUCAGCACCCGCUGCGUCGCCCUGCGGCCCGCCAGCCCCCAGGGGCCUCCAGGAUGGGUCGACCGGCCGUGCCGGGCCACGCUGCCCGCCUUCCUCUGCAAGUUCAGCUUCCGGGGGAUGUGCGGGCCCCUGCGGCUCGGGGGGCCCGGCCGGGUCAGCUACGAGACGCCCUUCAGGGUGCGCAGCCCAGCACUGGCAGCCGCCCCCUUUGGCACGCUGGCAGAGGUGGUCUGCGAGGGGGCUGCGAGCCCGGCCUUCUCCGUAUGCAAGGGGCAGCUGGAGGGGGACAGCUUUGCCUGGCAUCCUCCUGGGCCCCUCUGCCCCAACACCUGCACCUACAACAACGGGGGCUGCCAGCAGCUGUGCGUGGAGGCAUCUGGGCAGCCGUCAUACUGUACUUGCCAUCCUGGCUACGUGCUGGGCCCCGACAUGGCCUCCUGUCUGCCCGAGGAUGCCUGCCACCCCAACCCCUGCCAGGGGACCUGCCAGCCCCGGCCCGGAGGCUUCGAGUGCAUCUGCGAGGCUGGCUACGUCCUGGCACCUGAUGGCCUCCACUGCGUGGAUGUGGAUGAGUGCCUGGAGGAGCCCUGCAAGCACGAGUGCCACAACACGGCUGGCAGCUUCUACUGCUCCUGCCAGCCCGGCUACCAGACAGCAGGGCCUGAUGGCCACGACUGCCGCGAUGAAGAUGAGUGCGCCCGGCCCAAUGCCUGCCCCCAGCUCUGCCUCAAUGUCCCCGGCUCCUUCCGCUGCACCUGCAAGGCCGGCUACCAGCAGCAGCCUGGCAGCGAUGCCUGCCUGGAUGUGGACGAGUGCCUGCGAGACCCCUGUCUCGGGUCCUGCCACAAUUUCCCCGGCAGCUUCAAGUGCAUCUGCCCGGCUGGCUUCCUCCUGCAGGACGAUGGACACAGCUGCCUCGCUGCACCCACCACAGGAGAGCAGCUGGCAGGCACCAUGGGGACCACCGCCAUCCUCCAGACUGCCAGCACCGCGUGGACCGUGGGCACCCCCAGCCCUGCAGCCGUUCCCGGUGGGUUGACACCACCAGCCCCCACAGUGGUGGUGUCGGAGCACAGCCCCGAGCAUGGCGCUGAUGGCCCCCGGCUGCUCCUCUACUACAUCCUGGGCAGCCUGGUGGCCAUCCUGCUGCUGCUGGCCUUUGCCCUGGCCCUGGUGGCCUGCAGAAAGAGGGCGGCUAGGCAGGAGAAACCAAAAGCCAAAAGCGCGGCGGACAACUACUGCUGGGUGCCUGAGCAGCCCGAGAGCCGCAGCAGGGCAGGCAGUGAGCGCAGGUAACAGUGCCCACGCUGCGGGGCUGCAAGCAAAGGAAAUCCAAAGUGAAGUGGGGUGGGCGAUGUUCUUUCCGAGAUGAUUUUGCAUGCCUUCGUGUCUGAGAGCCUGUCUUGGAGCUUUGGGCAAAGCAGGAUCCGAUCCCAACCCCAAGGCAGGUGCAAGUGUUGGGUGAGCAGAUAUGAAGGCAGCCCAAAUCAUGCUGGGAGUGUUAGCUGAAAUGUGUAAACCUCAGCUUCCCAAAGUGAAGGGUUAAUGGGGAAGGAGCAGAGAGCUUGAGAUGGAAUGGUGUAGGGGUUCCCUGCCUGCAUUGCUCCUCAGCUCUGCAAAACCUCACAGGACUUGGAAAUUGCAGCCAAGGAGAAUACUGAUUUGGCUUCCUAAGAGAAAACUAUUAAUCUCAUCUGUUAUUCGGUCUCCCCUUCUCAGAUUUAAAUUGUGGAGCUUCCAAAGCAGCAAUUUCCCUGCUCCCCCACCACCAAUCCCUUGUCAUUCAAAAAAAUAUAUAUGUUUAUGACUGAGUCCCUCUCCUUACCUACACUGCAUUCUGCAGUCUGCCGUUCAACCCCCAUGUUCCUCUUGUUCUCAGUGAAACAGGGUUCACAUUUUGAAGUGUUUCACUGUGGCAAGAGCCAUUAGCUGCAGCCACAAGCAGCUGGCUUUCAUUGUUGAUAUUUUUGUUGUUGUUGCUUUUUAGAAGUUGUCAUUACAGAAGCCGUAGAAAUAAGCAUUUUAGAAGCCCAGCAGCAGAAAGACCCUCCAGCGAAGCAGGAGCUGUAGGGGUGGUGGGGCUUCAGGACUGUUUGAGUUAAGCAUGCGUGGGGUCUGGGCUGAAUGUUUUCUCCAUCCAUCCCUGUAAGCAAUGUACUGGAUGUUGUGUGUUCACUAACUACUGUAUAAAACCUCUAAACACCCUUCAAAGCAAAUGCUCUCUCAGGGUGAAGUUUCUCCCCCAUCUCAGGCUCGGUCCUGCAAAGAAGAGGGAAGACACAUCUCCCUCUGGAUUUGUACUGCGGGGAAGCAGCAAGAGAUGGAGCUGCUGGCUGACAGAGAAAUGGGAGCACCCCCAGCAGUGCUGCAUCCUGACUGUCCCAAUGCAGGCAAGCACCCUUCACCCUAGCAGCAGGGAGGCAGCUCACAGCCUGCAUUCAUUUGAAGGGUACAUCGGUUUCCUGAAGAUUCUGCUGUUUUUAUUGUAUACUUGAGGCUUAAUUGCAACAGAAAUGGGAACUGAACACAAAGGAUUUUGCUGCAGGCACUGACCUGCAUCCUGUUCUUCCGCAUGUGGAAGAAACCCCUUUCCUGCUGUUCUUUCUUCUUCAUUCCUCCAUUGUAAAACAAAACAAAACAGGAAAGUGUAGCUCCUAGCUGAUA